UCAAGAAAAGUCUAAAGAUUCAACAUCUUGAAAGAGUGUGUGACGAGAAAGAGGUAAUGAAAGCAAAUAUGUUGGAGAAACCAAACCUGCAUGAAUUGGUGCUUCAAUGGGAUGAGGUUGAUUUCAGCGAAAGAAAUGAUGAGAGUGUGUUGGAAGGUCUUAGACCUCAUGCAAAUUUGAAGAAGUUGACCAUUGAUGGAUACAGAGGAAAAAGAUUUCCAACAUGGUUACAGGGUGAAGGCUCUAUCUUACCACUUCAUAACUUGAUUAAGUUAAAUCUCACUGGAUGCUCGGAAUGCGAGGAAAUAACAUUGUACCAUUUGCCAAAUUUAAGAUCGUUCUUUAUAAGGGAAUUAAAGAGUUUGAAAUGUUUGCCAAAGAGGUUUUUCUAUAACCAUUGCAAUCUCUCAUACUUGGACAUUUAUGAUUGUGAUAUGUUGGAAGCAUUACCAGAUGGGCUGGAUACCUUGAAUUCUUUGGAGGUGUUGAGUAUAGAAAGGUGUAAAAAUCUGAAGUCGAUAGGGAAUCCAAGCUGCGGAGGAGAAGGAGAAAAUCAAGGAAACCUCCGCGAGCUGAGCAUUAGAGACUGCGGAGAACUGAUGGAAUUGCCCCGUCAAAUGCUAGAGUUGUGGGCACCUACAAUUGAGGUUCUUGAAUUGGAAGGAUUAAGGAGCCUAACAAAUCUACCAAUGCUAAUUGACUGCCUCGCUAAAUCAUCUCAUCUGAGAACUUUGGAAAUCAGAGGCAUUCCUAAAUUGAUGUCUGCUGGUAGUGUCGAGAGUUGGGAUUUAGGUAGCUUGAAGUGGUUAGAGAUAGAUGUGCAUGAGGAGUGGCCAAAAGAGACAAGUGUUGCCAUUAAUGAGACUGUGAAUGGCAUAUUGGAAGGCUGUUGCAACUCACUUGAGAGAUUAACAUUGAGAAGGGUGGACAUUUGGGAGUGGCUGCCUCAAUCAAUUAACCGUCUCACUUCUCUUUGGGAUUUAAAGUUAGAGAAUAUAGGGAUAGAAGAAUUGAGAGUGGAAAAUUGGGAGUGGCUGCCUCAAUCAAUUCAACGUCUCACUUCUCUUUCUUGGUUGAAGUUAGAAAAUAUAGGGAUAGAAGAAUUGCCGCAAUGGUUGGGAAACCUCUCAGCUCUAGAGACGUUACGUCUAGAUGGCUGCACAAAGUUGAGGUGCCUGCCCUCUAUGGAUGCUUUGAAGCACCUCACUAAAUUUGGGUGGUUAUAUAUUAAUAACUGUCCAAAGCUAAGUAUUGAUUCGGAGUGGCGCAACCACCAUCCCAAGCUCAUAAUCAGGUGAUGGCCGUGGUAUUUGAAUCUCAUAGCAACCAAGACAAUUGAUGCUCCCCAAACAGAGGUUGUUGAUUCAAUGUCAAAAGUAUUUCCAGUUCUUACAAUUGGACCCACAGUCCCAUCUUUCUACUUGGACAAACGAGUUGCAAACGACAAGACUUACGACAUCAACCUCUUCCAAUCCGAACCCUCAACACCAAUCACCAACUGGCUCAACACAAAACCUCAAGGAUCAGUUGUAUACGUUGCAUUCGGCAGCAUGGCCACUCUCCCCGAAGAACAAAUGGAGGAGCUAGCAUGGGGCCUACUAAACACGAACAUCGACUUUCUAUGGGUUGUCAGGGAAGAGAAGCUCCCGGGAGAUUUCCUCCGUGCAUCGGCUGACAAGGCCAUGAUCGUGCAGUGGAGUCCUCAACUGGAGGUGCUGUCCAACAAGGCGGUCGGGUGCUUCUUCUCGCACGGGGGUUGGAAUUCCACGACAGAGGCGCUGAGCUUGGGGGUCCCGAUGGUGGUCAUGCCACAGUGGACGGAUCAGACGACGGAUGCUAAGUUCGUGCAGGAUGUAUGGGGCGUGGGCGUUCGGGUUACGGUUGGCGGGGAUGGUGUCGUGCGGAGAGAGGAGAUCGAGGGGUGUGUGAGGGAGGUGAUGGAGGGGGAGAGGGGGAAGGAGAUGAAGAGAAAUGCUCGUAAAUGGAGUGAUUUGGCUAAGGAGGCGAUGAGUGAGGGUGGCACUUCGGAUGUAAAUAUUGAUGCAUUUAUGUCUAAUUUGAUCGCAAGUUCUUAAUAUAACCCUUGCAAUUGAUCAGUUGUUCAUUGUUACUCUCUUGAAUGGUUUUAUUGAUUUCGAAGAGAAGUUUCAGUUCCUCCCAUUUGACACCCGGUCAGAGGGCUUGUUGCGGUGCUGCAUUCGCCCUCGGAGGUGUUGAAAGUGGUUGGGUGAUUUGGUGGAAAAGGAGGGGAAGAUUUGGACAUGGUUGACGGUGAUGGACUUACUAUUAACUGAAAUUUUCCACUUUGUGUUGUUCAUAUGUAUCGUUACUUGACUUUGAUUAUAUAGU
Messenger RNA from Salvia hispanica, 2349 nucleotides. Lineage: Eukaryota; Viridiplantae; Streptophyta; Magnoliopsida; Lamiales; Lamiaceae. The record is from RefSeq and is a predicted model, not a curated record.